Molecule: messenger RNA, 591 nt
Organism: Eremothecium sinecaudum
Lineage: Eukaryota; Fungi; Ascomycota; Saccharomycetes; Saccharomycetales; Saccharomycetaceae
Exons: 1
Coding region: 1-591 (196 amino acids)
Source: RefSeq, a predicted model, not a curated record
AUGUCAAGGCUAAGAAGGUUUAAUGAUAGCGUUUUAAAGUUUAGUCAGAAUGGUAACGAUGAUCGGAGAGGGAGUCAUUAUUUUGAUGAGGUAGACUUUUUACCUCUAGAUACAGAUGAACAAGAGCAAUUGAUACAAAAAAUAGAACUUAGUAAUUCUACAAAAAACGACAAGUAUUUACGAAGAUUAGGGUUCCUUUACCUAUUAUGUGGGGGAGGAAUGCUUGCUUUAGCCACAGCUAUGAAAAUGCACCAGUCUUUCUCCAAGUAUCGAUUGUUACUACUAGUAUCGGUGCAAUCCAUUGGCUGCUCGUUUGUCUAUUUACGUUAUUCAGCAGUUUGGCAUAUCCUUCAACGUUUCAGAAUACCAUUCAACAUUGACUCUCGUGCAAUAAACAUAAUAAACAUGUCAAUAUUAUUGACGAUAACAUGGGUGGUUUCAGGUAAAAAUAAUAAUUACAGUGCUUUGGUAUUACUUCAUAUACCUCAUUUGUUAUUCAUUAUUGCCAUCCUUGUUACAAGGUGGGUAGCUACUAUAGAUACUGAUAUUAAGAUGCUAAGGUCAUCAAAAUACAAAUUUAAGAACGCAUGA